Molecule: messenger RNA, 1115 nt
Organism: Labrus mixtus (cuckoo wrasse)
Lineage: Eukaryota; Metazoa; Chordata; Actinopteri; Labriformes; Labridae
Gene: smn1
Product: survival of motor neuron 1, telomeric
Exons: 8
Coding region: 89-940 (283 amino acids)
Biological process (GO): mRNA processing
Cellular component (GO): nucleus; cytoplasm
Molecular function (GO): RNA binding
Source: RefSeq, a predicted model, not a curated record
ACGUCACGUAUACGACGCACGUUGACUAGGUUGUGUUGUGUAGCAAUUAGCUAGCAGAGAAAAGCAGCGGAGUUUACACAUCUUACACAUGGCGAACGGAUGCAAAGACGUGUUGUUUGCACGGGGAACUGGGCAGAGUGACGAUUCAGACAUAUGGGAUGACACGGCGUUGGUAAAGGCUUAUGACAAGGCAGUUGCGUCAUUCAAGACUGCUCUGAAGGGCGAAGACGAGCCACAGGCCUCCAAGAAAAACCAACCAGGAAAAAAACGCAAAAGCAUCAAAAAGAACCAGAGCAGGAAAAGAACAAACGCACCACCAGAUAAAGAGUGGCAGGUUGGGGACUCGUGCUGUGCAUACUGGUCUGAAGAUGGCCAGCUCUAUGCUGCCACCGUCACCUCCGUAGACGAGAAGAGAGGCACUUGCGUAGUUGUUUUUACAGGGUACGGUAACGAGGAGGAGCAGAACCUUGAAGACUUGCUUUCAGAGAUAUGUGAGGGGGACGAGGAAUCGAAUACUAAGGUGAAUGAGGUGGAAUCAUCGACCGAGGAGAGUGACAGGUCGUCCAAAUCAAAUCAAAACAAAAAACAACCCCACAGUAGACCCCAGAAGCCAAAGACCCACAAAGAAGCUCCUCCUGUGUUGCCUCCUGGUUUUCCUGGGUUUCCUCCAGGCCCACCUCCCAUGCAUGCUUUCAGACAGGGGGGAAACAGACAAACUGGUGGACACGGGCCUGUACCUCCUUCCUGGCCUCCCAUGAUGCCGUUUGGUCCACCGAUGAUCCCUCCUCCUCCACCGAUGAGCCCUGACCUGGUGGAUGACGAGGCCUUGGGCAGCGUGCUCAUUUCCUGGUACAUGAGUGGAUAUCACACAGGAUACUACCUGGGGUUGAAGCAAGGGCGGAAAGAAGCUGCCAAUUGGACAAAACUGCACCACAAAUGAAAUGAUCAACUGAAGAUAUCAUGGUUCCUGUCACUGGAGCUGCAGUGAUCCUCUCUGUCGUGCCUGAUGUGUGUCCUCCUUGUUUCUAAAUGUAUUGUAAAACAUUUAUUAGAGCUCGAUGAGGAUCAUUUUGUAUUCUUUUGUAAAUAGAUUAAAUAAAGUAAUUCAGAGCACA